This is a messenger RNA of Oldenlandia corymbosa var. corymbosa, 450 nucleotides long. The record is from the annotation of a GenBank genome assembly. NCBI's taxonomy places the organism in Eukaryota, Viridiplantae, Streptophyta, Magnoliopsida, Gentianales, Rubiaceae.
AUGACUCAAACAAAAAUCCAGCGUGAAAUGGAGGAUCUCCAAUUGCAGAGCGACGAUUUGAGAAUGCAGGUGAAAAAGAUGAACAUCAAGCUCGCCAAUUUUGAAAACCAGAUGGAAGCCAAAUUGGAUGCUGAUUUGGAGAAUUUUUCAAAUGAGGCGGUGCCUGAAAGAGAAUCCAAGGAUGAAUUUCUUGUCACCCGAUCGAAAGAAAAAGGUGCAUUCUUGGUGAGAAGUUCUUUAGAAGACCGAUCACUAGUGAUUAAUUCUCAGGGAGGAACUUCAGGAUCUCAAAGUGUUUUUUGGGAAAAAGCCUUCGAGAUGAAUAGCAAGAUCAAUUGGAUACCCACUGCAAUUUCCGCUACGAUUCCGUCUCAACCCAAGAUCAAACUUCCAUCAAUUUCAUCACAGAAACCAGGAGAUUGGCUUAGGGAUGAGCCUUCAGGACUUUGA